This is a messenger RNA of Zychaea mexicana, 1624 nucleotides long. RefSeq lists its product as uncharacterized. The record is from RefSeq and is a predicted model, not a curated record. Bases 173 to 1225 code for a protein of 350 amino acids. The transcript has 2 exons. Lineage: Eukaryota; Fungi; Mucoromycota; Mucoromycetes; Mucorales; Lichtheimiaceae.
GCGUAAGUAACAAUGCCGCACUUUAUUUUUUACAAGCAAUUGGUCAGUUUUUCUAUACCGCACUUUAUUCUGAACUUGGCUAGGUCUCCACCGCCCGACUGUCCCGAAAAGGCGAUGUUCUGGCUUUCAUUUCUUUUAUCCUCGUUUGGAACACCUUCAAGUUGUCCUCUCCAUGAGCAGCUCGAAAUCAAACACCAAUAGCGACAACAACAAUAACAACAAUUCUGCAGUGUCCAAUGUCGUAAACGAUUUAGUACGUGCUGCUGUGGGCGGCGAUACAAGUGCUGUACCAGAUGACGAUAUCGACAAGUACGUUGCCGAUUUAAUUCUUAAAGAAGCCGAGGCCAAACGAAAAAAGUACGACAAUGAAGGUGUGCGUGCGUAUCAACCUGACUUUGGAGCAGCUCAACCCAACAAUCUGCCAAAACCAAAUAAACGAUUCUUUUUUAACAUGAUAAAGGCAACCGAUAGUUACAACCAAUCACUUAAAGAACAAGAAGAAGAACUUGCUCGAGAAAAAGAGAGAUACCUUCGACGAAGACGACGACAUGGACAUUGUGACGAUGACGAUUCGAGUGACGAGCGUAGAAAAAGGCGACGAAGGCACGACUACGAUUCAUCUCGGCGACAGCACCAUCAUUACCACCGUCAUGACAGCGAGCGGGAUGACGAGGUUGAUGAUAAAUACUCGGACGAUGAUCGAUCUUCUUCUUCUCGGAUGCAUCGAAAGGAUCAUAAUCAAUCAGCAUCAAAGCAUGGCAAUUUUGAUGAUGGAGAAGAAGAAGGACGACGACCAUCACAUAAAGAUGACAGCUCAAAAAAACAAAAUGAUAAACGACGAUCAAAAGGCUCAGAGAAAGCUUCUAUACCCGUUAUCAUUCGUGGACGGGGUCGAGCAACACAAGGCAGCAGUAGUAAGAUGGACAAGUAUUUUUCCAAGCAAUAUGAUCCAGCGUUAGACAUUGAACCUGAUUUGGACAGGAUGAUUCUUGCCGAAUUCAAUGAUAGCGAUGACGACAGCAGCACGAAGAAGAGAAAGAAGAAGAAGAAGGAUAAAAAGGAAAAGAAAAAGAGCAAAAAGAAAAAAUCAUCAUCAAAAAGAAAGAAACGAGAGGAGACUGAUAGCGGCGAUGGUAGUAGUAGUGGUAGCGAUGAUGAUUAUGUUCGAGUAAAAUCUCCUCCCCCUCCUAGACCUAUAAGAGCUUGGGAUGUGGGCAAAUUUUGAUUUUGCAUAUCUGGAAAUUUGAUAUAAUCACGCUAUCUGUGUUUAUUUAUGUUCUUACACCGGCGAUAUGGUAUUUCUCGCUCGAUGGAUGGCAACAUGACUGGAAGGCACAGUAGUAAUCCAUUAUAGCGAACCUGUGUUUUAACAUGAUGUUCCCAUGGAUACGCUAUGGUGGUCUGGUUCAUCCUUUUGCAGUUCUCGAUUUCGAUUGCUUCAAUCGCCGAGAAGCGCAGGGCAUCAAUAAAGUAGCGAGAGUUACAAUUGUUGAUUACAGUAAAGUGCGGUAAAAUUCUUAAUAGUUAAAUCCAUCACUACAGCGUCCUUUAUGUCAUUGAGUACUACAAGCGAUGGAUGACAACUUUUCCAACGAUCCAAGCAUUGGCGAAUGCCGAUAUUGAG